GAUACACAGGCAUUCAUACGUCGAUUGGCGCGUAAGCCAACAGCUGGCAGAGCGGACACGCCUAUAAAUGAGAAGUAUCCAUUCUUGAGCCUUCUACCUGCUCUCCCAUUCAAAUGCCCCUUCCCGGCGCGUCGAGCGCGGCGCUGUCCGCGGCGGGCGCCGCGGCAGUGCCAGCCACUGCAUUGGCUGCCCGGGCCGGCCGCACCCCUGCGGGCCCUGCGGCCUCACCCUCGCCCUCGCCCCUUCUCUUCUGCUCGGGCCUCUAUCAGCGACCGCUUGCUUGGCCAGCUUCACUGCCAACAACCGCAUGUGGCGCCAGCUCUUCAUGCAUCAACAGCAGCAACAUUAGCGCUGCAGUAUGCGGUACUGCUGUUGUUGGCGCUGCCAGCAGCAGCGCCAGCAGCGGCGCCGCCGCCGCAUGGCCACAUGGCUACAGCCGCCGCCUCAGCAGCGGCGUCGCCGGCAGUAGCAGCCGCGGCCUGUCCCUGGUGGCGGGCGCCGCCAAAGCCAGCGGCAGUAGCAGUAGCAGCGGCGGCGGCUCGGGGGCGGCGGCGGUGGCUGUAGCAGAGCGGGUGGAGGACCGGGAGCUUGUGGACGAGACGCACGACUCGUACAUGUCGUACGCCAUGUCAGUCAUCGUGAGCCGCGCGCUGCCGGACGUGCGGGACGGACUCAAGCCCGUGCACAGGCGCAUCCUGUACGCCAUGCACGAGCUGGGCCUGGUGGCCACCAAGCCGUACAAGAAGUGCGCCCGUGUGGUGGGCGAGGUGCUGGGCAAGUUCCACCCGCACGGCGACAACGCCGUGUAUGACAGCCUGGUGCGGCUGGCGCAGGACUUCUCCAUGCGCGUGCCGCUGGUCCAAGGCCACGGCAACUUCGGCUCUGUGGACGCCGACCCCGCAGCCGCCAUGAGAUACACGGAAUGCAGGCUGGCGCCGGCUGCUGAGGGGCUGUUGCUGGGUGACCUGGGCGCAGCCACAGUGGAGUGGCGGGACACCUUUGACGCGUCGCAGCAAGAGCCGGUGGUGCUGCCGGCGGUGGUGCCCAACCUACUCGUCAACGGCUCGCAGGGCAUUGCGGUGGGACUGGCCUCCACCAUCCCGCCCCACAACCUUGGCGAGGUGGUGGCGGCGCUGCGGCGCCUCAUCGCCAACCCGGAGGUGACCACGGAGGAGUUGAUGGAGUGCGUCAGGGGGCCCGAUUACCCCACUGGCGGGCAGUUGAUCACGGGCCCCGAGCUGCUCGCUGCCUACCGCACCGGCCGCGGCAGCGUUGUCCUACGAGGCACCGCCACCAUCGAGCGGGCCGGCAGUAGCAGCGGCGGCGGCAGUAGCAGCCGCUCCCGCAAGUCGGGUGCUACUGCCAAGGCCAAGCCGCGGGGCAAGGCGGCGGCCGCGGCGGCGGCGACGGCGGAGGCGGCGGCGGAGAAGCUGGCGCAGGCGGCGGAGACGGCGGAUGGGGGUCCGGAGCUCAUUGUAAUCACAGAGCUGCCGUACAGCGUGUGCAAGGCUCAGCUGGUGGCUGACAUCGCCCACAUGGCCGCGCCGCGGGAGGAGCCCAAGAGCCGCAGCCGGGCGGCCAAGGGCGGCAAGGACGGCUCUUCGGCUUCCGGCUCUGGCGGUGGCGGCGGCUCUUCGGCUUCCGGGUCCGGCUCUUCGGGUCCCCGGCUGGAGGGGGUUGCGGACGUGCGUGAUGAGAGCGACCGCACCGGCAUGCGAGUGGUGGUAGAAGUCAAGAUGGGGUGGAACGCCGAGCUGCUGCUGGCCCAGUUGUUCAAGGACACGCGGCUGCAGAUCAGCCAGUCCUUCAACUGUGUGGCUCUGUGUGGGUCCAGCCCAGUGCAGCUGGGGCUCAAGGACAUGCUGGCGGCGUUCCUGGAGUUCAGGUGUGAGGUGGUGACGCGGCGCACCCAGGCCGCCCUGGCCGCCGCCCAGCAGCGGCUGCACCUGGUGGACGGAUUCCUGGCCGUGCUGGGCAGUAGCAGCAGCAGCAGUAGCAGCAGUAGCAGUAGCAGCAGUAGCAGCAGUAGCAGCAGCAGCAACAAGCCCCGCAGUAGCAGCACCAGCCGCAACGGGACCGCCAGUAGCAGCAACGGGGCCGGCAGCAGCAGUAGCAGCAGCAAUAGUCGGCUGGAUGCGGUGGUGGCUGACAUCCGCGCGGCGGCGGACGGGGCGGCGGCGCGGGCGGUGCUUGUGGCGCGACACGGGCUGAGCGAGGCGCAGGCGGAGGCGGUGCUGGGGCUCACACUGCGGCGGCUGACGGGCCUGGAGGCGGCUAAGCUGGAGGCGGAGAGGCAGCAGCUGCACGAGACCUCCAGCGGCCUGUCCCACAUCCUUGGCAGCCGUGCUGCGCUGUUGGCGGUGGUGGAGGCGGAGGCGGCAGCGGCGGCGGAGGCGUUCGGGGACCCGCGCCGGACCUCGGUGCUUGGGGCGCAGGAGGCGGCCGCCGCCGAGCCCGAGCCCGCGGCUUUGCUGGCAGCGCUUACGCCCAACGAGCCGUGCCUGGUUGUGGCCAGCCGCCGCGGCUUCCUGCGGCGGCUUCCUGGCGAGGCGCUGGCGGCGCAGAACCGCAACACACGGGGCAAGUCCGGCAUGAAGCUAAGGUCCGGCGAUGCGCUGGCCUGCCUCGCCUCCGGCCGCGACCACGACCGGCUGCUGCUGCUCACGCCCGACGGCAGGGCAUUCGCCACCACAGCCAUGCUGGGCACCGGCGCGGGAGCGGGAGGCGGCGCGGCAGCGGCGGCGGCGGCGCCGUCGCCAUCGGGCGCGAGCGUCGCAAACGUGCUAAAGCUGGAUUCGUCCUUUCCCAUCGCUGCACUUCUGCCCGUGCCGCCAGCGCUGGCCACCCAGGCCGGCGCCAGCAGUAGCAGCCGCAGCCGUCGCAGCAGCAGCAGCAGCAGCGGCGCCGCCGCGCGCGCUGCGGCUGCCGAGGAGGCGGCAACGGCGGCGGCGGCAGCAGACGGGGCAAGCGCGGAGGCGGAGGCCGAGGGCGAAGAAGCGGCGGCGGCGGCGGGUCCUGAGGCGGGGCCCAGUGUGGUGCUGUGCAGCCGCCGCGGCCUGAUCAAGCGCAUCGCGCUGCCCACCAAGAUCACGAGGGUUGGCCUUCCGGUGAUGGGCGGGCUGCAGCAGGCGCAGGCGCAGACGCAGGGGACCGGGAAGGAGAAGGACGGCGGCGGCAAGGGCGGCGGCGCUAGCACCGACGACGAGCUGGGCUGGGCGCUGCUGGUCCCCGAUGCCAGUCGGGCCGGCGGCGAUGUGGUGGUGGCGGUGACGGCGGCGGGGCAAGCAGUGCUGUUCCGGGCGGGGGAGCUGCGGCGCAGCGGCCGGAGCUCGCUGGGCGUCAAGGCCGUGGCUCUGGGCAGCAAGCGGCGGCCAAACGACCGCAUCGCCGACCUAACCAUCCUGCCCGCAGCCCUGGCGGCCGGGCUGGGCUCAGCAGCGGCGGCGGCGGAGGACGAGGAUCAUGAUGAUGAUGAGGAGGAGGACCACGAAGACGAGGAGGUGGCUGGGGAGGUGGCUGGGGAACAGGCGGCGGCCGCAGCUCGGCCGGCGAUGGGGCCGUGCCUGCUGCUGGUCACGGCGCAGGGCAGCGGCAAGCGCGUCCUGCUGUCACAGCUGUCGCUGGGGCACCGCGCGAAGGCCGGCCGCAAGGUGAUUCGACUGGGCACCGGCCGCCGCACCCGCAACAAGACCGGCAGCAGCAGUAGCAGCAGCGGCAGCAGCCGUAGCGGCUCUGCCGCCAAAUCUGCUGCUGCUGCUGCUACUGCCGGCGGCGGUUCGGGGCCGGACCGGCUGGUGUGCUGCCUGGUGGUGGGGGACGGUGACGAGGUGGUGGUGGCCAGUCGCAACGGCGUGCUGGUGCGUCAGAGCGUGGACAGCAUCCCGGUGCAGGGCCUGUACUCGCGCGGCACAUUCUUGAUGAGCCUGGACGAGGGGGAUGAGGUCGCUGACGUGGCGCUGGCGCCGCGGGAGCAGGAGGCGGAGGCGGAGGAGGCGGCGCUGCAGCAGCAGCAACAGCAGCAGCAGGAGCGAGAGGGGGAGCGCGAGGCGGCGGCAGGAAAGGCGCAGCAGGGCAGGGGCAAGAAGCCUGCGGCGGGGGUAGCGGCGGCGGCGAGUGCCGGCGGUGUGGGCAAGAAGGGCGCGGGCAAGGCCAAGGCGGCAGCGUAGGUGAGAGAGGGUGCAGUAAUGCGUGAGGACGAGGGCGAGCAGGGGGCAGUGAAGUCAGUGAGUGAGCGAUACCGGUAGGUGAGUGGGUACAGCAGCAUGUGGGUGGAGGCCGUGGAGGGCCCGGCAAGCGCUCCUGAGGCGGCUAGGUUGGACCACUAAAAGUCAGGGCACGAAUUGCAACCGGAUUGGGUAAUGCGGGUUUGCAAGUUGCAGUUUGACAUGGUCAGGUUGCGACAUGUCGACAUACGACGUUGCGAGACGCCCCUCCUACCCAUCGGGUGAUUCCUGCUGAUAAAAUGGGAGUAAUGUGCGUGUGGGCCUGUGCUACUUUUGCCCGCGCUCAUCCACUCUCCUGUGCCCGCUCCCGUGGUGACAGCGUUAGCCCAAUGCUUUCCCACUCUGCAGCUACCGUACUCUCAGCUAUCCAGCUGGCAUGCAUCUCCCUGGAAGCGGGCACUACGUGAAUAUGCCAAGCCUGCCCUUGCUGCUGUUGUGAGGCCGCCCAUUGGAGGUUUUUUUCUGUAUGCUGCCCACAGCUCCAGCGGCCUGUUCCACACCCUGGGCAGCCGGGCCCCUCCGGGCCGCGCUGUUGGCGGUGGUGGAGGCGGAGGCGGAGGCGUUCGAAGACCCGCGGCGGACCUUUGCUGCUGUUUUGUGGCCGCCGAUUGGACAGGGGGGCAGUCAAGAAGGGUGCAGUUCAACAUUGUACGUUUGAUUCGAAAUUGAAUCUCUUAUGUCCUAUUUAAUGUAUAAUUUGGUGCGGAAUGCUGGCGACGCGCUAUUGUUGUCAAGCGAUGAAGCGAUGCACGCACAAGCUACAACAUACGAGAAAGUACCUGUGGCAAUAUUAUCUUGAUGUAUGUAGCAGCAGGACGUCGAACCUGCGCUAACCGUGCAUCGAUCGGUCCCGGCUGGUCUGGCGUGCAUGGUAGGUACCUGCAUCGGAGAUUGCUUCGCAAAUAGGGAAACCCUCGAUGAUAUUUUGUCAUAGUGU
Chlamydomonas reinhardtii is the source of this 5160-nucleotide messenger RNA. RefSeq lists its product as uncharacterized. The transcript has 24 exons. Gene Ontology annotation, molecular function: DNA binding; DNA topoisomerase type II (double strand cut, ATP-hydrolyzing) activity; ATP binding. The record is from RefSeq and is a predicted model, not a curated record. The coding region runs from base 114 to 4166 and encodes 1350 amino acids. NCBI's taxonomy places the organism in Eukaryota, Viridiplantae, Chlorophyta, Chlorophyceae, Chlamydomonadales, Chlamydomonadaceae. Gene Ontology annotation, biological process: DNA topological change. Gene Ontology annotation, cellular component: DNA topoisomerase type II (double strand cut, ATP-hydrolyzing) complex.